Spea bombifrons (plains spadefoot toad) is the source of this 2548-nucleotide messenger RNA. It is a transcript of the gene CHFR, whose product is annotated as checkpoint with forkhead and ring finger domains. Gene Ontology annotation, biological process: mitotic cell cycle checkpoint signaling; ubiquitin-dependent protein catabolic process; protein ubiquitination. The record is from RefSeq and is a predicted model, not a curated record. Gene Ontology annotation, cellular component: nucleus. The coding region runs from base 153 to 2084 and encodes 643 amino acids. Gene Ontology annotation, molecular function: protein binding; ubiquitin-protein transferase activity. NCBI's taxonomy places the organism in Eukaryota, Metazoa, Chordata, Amphibia, Anura, Pelobatidae. The transcript has 18 exons.
AUCAGCUGACGCCGCCUUGGCUGUGUUGUGACAGGGAGGCGGCGGAAGAGGAGACGGCGGAGAAAGGAGAUAGAGUCGGUAACCGCAACCUCAGGGACUGGGAAUGUACGCGGUUUAAUUCAGAGACAUUCAGCACUGUGUUGGGGAUGUGAAUGGAGAUGGAAGGCUUUGGGGAGAUGAAGCCCUGGGGGAAACUGAGCAGGCUGCUGGGAGCUGAAACAGAAUCUGCAUCUGAACUCCUUCUUUGCAAAAGGGAAUGGACGAUAGGAAGGAAAAAAGCCUGUGACCUCUCCUUCCCUGGCAACAAGUUGGUUUCUGGGGAACACUGCAAAAUCACAGUGGAUGAAGAAUCCGGGCUUGUUUCCUUAGAAGACACCAGCACAAAUGGCACGGUGAUUAACAGGCUGAAGCUGGUGAAGAAACAGUCGUACCCGCUGAAAAACGGGGAUGUGAUCUAUCUUGUUUAUAAGAAAAAUGAGCCAGAGCAAAAUGUUGCAUAUAUGUAUAAAUCUUUGAAUGAAGCACAGGACAGUAUGCAAGAGAAAGAAGAUACCUCAGGCACUGAGGAAAUCGAUAAGACCGUGUCAUCUUCUCAGGACACGCUUAUGUCUUAUGAAGAACCUCGGCCAUCAACAUCCACCUCCAACCUCUUCAGCACACCUACUACCUCUGCCAGCGAGCCAUCAUCUGCACUGCAGUUUCAGCCAUUCUCAGCAGGGACUGAAUUAGUAGCUACUGUAGCACAACCUCAACACGAUGAGGAGUCUCAAGCCAGAGUUGGUGGUUCUGGUCUCGCUCCAGAUAACAGACAGACAGCUGCAGGACAUCUCCUUACGGAUACCGUGCAAACAGCAGAGCAAGGCGAUCUUCCACCUCCAAAAAAGAGGCUCAGGACAGAGGAUGACUGCUCAGAAAAUCCUGCAACUUCCGAUACUUCAAAAUGUGCAGCGGAGGAAAUGAAGGGUGCGAGUGUGAAGCCGGACAAGAUGGAAGAGACGUUGACCUGUAUCAUCUGUCAAGAGUUGUUGCAUGACUGUGUCAGUUUGCAGCCCUGCAUGCACACGUUCUGUGCUGCCUGCUACUCCGGCUGGAUGGAGCGUUCCUCCCUCUGUCCCACCUGCCGCUGUCCAGUCGAGCGCAUCUGCAAAAACCACAUACUGAACAACCUGGUCGAAGCCUAUCUGCUCCAGCACCCAGAUAAGUGCCGAAGUGAGGAAGACCGACGCAGCAUGGAUGCACGGAACAAAAUCACACAGGACAUGCUGCAGCCCAAAGUACGCCGGUCUUUCUCGGAUGAGGAGGGAAGUUCGGAGGAUCUGCUGGAGCUUUCUGAUGUGGACAGUGAAUCCUCAGAUAUAAGCCAGCCUUACACAGUGUGCCGGCAGUGCCCAGGGUAUGGCAGGCACAGUAUGCCGCCGCCACCACCACCACCACCGUAUCUGUCACCACCUGAAGCUCUAGGUGAUGCUCCCUCUACCUCCUCCAACUUUCCCUCAGCUGUCCAGGAAUAUGUAUGUCCUUCCCAGGGAAGUCACGUGAUCUGCACCUGCUGCUUCCAGCCAAUGCCCGACCGGAGGGCAGAAAGGGAGCAAAACCCCCAUGUCGCACCCCAACAAUGCACUGUGUGUUUACAGCCGUUCUGUCACAUGUACUGGGGAUGUACCAGGAUGGGCUGUUUUGGAUGUCUAGCUCCAUUCUGUGAAUUAAAUCUUGGAGAGAAAUGUUUGGAUUCUGUACUUAACAACAAUAAUUAUGAGUCAGACAUUCUUAAGAAUUACCUGGCAUCCAGAGGCUUGACGUGGAAGGACUUGCUUAAUGAAAGCCUUGCAGCUGUCCAGAGAGGGUCUUUUAUGCUUCCAGACUACAGGAUAAAUGGAUCUACUGUGCUCUGCUACUUCUGUGGCUUGCGAAACUUUAGAGAUCUAACUUACCAGUACAGGCAAAACAUCCCAGCUGCUGACUUACCAGUCUCGGUGACAUCUCGGCCAAAUUGCUACUGGGGACGCAACUGCAGAACUCAGGUCAAAGCGCACCAUGCAAUGAAAUUCAACCAUAUAUGUGAACAAACACGCUUCAAGAACUGAAUGGUUUUUGGCGCUUAGGAUUUAAGCCAACUACAAUCAACCCGCUACUGGAUGUGCUUCUCCGCUUUCCCGGCUGGAGUGUUGAGGAUUAACCUGAACGUUCCACUAUCUGUGAACUCCGUAGUCAAAGGGCUGUUGACAGCUUCACACAUUGAUGGCAGUUGUGUCACACACAUGUAACUUUACACAAAGUGACCUAAACCUAACUGUGCUAAUGUAUUCAAUAUCUAGAGACCGAUGGGAUCUUUGUGUGUAAUCCAGAGGAAGGGGCAGGGAUGAUAAAAGCUGGAUUUGUCACGUGUCAUUAAAAACAAUUUAAUUCUGGAGUAGAAUAUCCUUGAAGUUUGUAAACUUUUCAUCUGUGGGCAAUGAGGCAGCAGCCGUGCCCCAUGAAUGUUAUAACUGACCUUUGAAAUUCUUGUUCUUUGGUUACUAACAAACAUUUGUGUUAUUUAAAAAACAAA